GACAAUGAUAAAACCGACACUGAGGUGAAAGUGUGCAUAGGUACAGAUAUAAGUCCAGAAGAGGAGGCAGAGGUACAGAAAAAUGAUGUAAUGACACUGGAAGAUCAUCCAAUGACCGAUAACAUUGAAGAAACUGAGUUAAAGGAAGAAGAUGAUAAAAUGCAGCAUGAAGAUAAUCAAGUUUUAGAAUCAGAAGCCUGUGAUGUUAUGCUACAGCUGGACUCCCAAAAUGUAAUCAAGUCAGAGGAGAAAACAAGUCAAGCUGAAAAUCAGCUCUCAGCUUUUGGAGACAAGCCAGAUACAUCAGUGGAUAUGCUCACUGUUAUCACAAAAUCUUAUGCAAUGACUCAUAGCAGUGAAAAUGAUAACGGUGAGAAAGAGAAGUGGGUUGAGACAGAGCGGCCUGCCGUCAACGAGACAACAGAAGUGCCAGAAGACACUGAAGGAGAAAAUCUUUUAACUGAAUAUGAUUUAUCCGGUAAAGAAGCUGCACUGAAGACUGCUUCACAGCUGCACACAGCUGGAUUCACAGAUAAAUACGAGGAGGAUAUGAGAGUCCCAGGAGUGCAGACCAAAACUAGGCAGACCGGUGUGACAGUAACAGAUAUUUCAGCAGAAGAGAGACUCAUUGAUCAAGACCAAGAAAAAGAGGAGAGCGUCUCCAGUGAAUCCUACACUGGAGAAUUUUACAACGAAAUUAUAGAUUCAAGCACCUCAGUUACAGUAAAGCCCAAAGGCGAGACGACGCAGGAAACGGACGAAGAAUUUAAAAACACUCUCCCGGGGAUCAGUGAAGGCCAGUGUGCCGUGCUGCAGGAACUAAAUACUCCAACGUGUGAGGAAAUUCAAGAGGGAGUUUCCAAAUAUAACAAUGAGCUUCAGGGGGCCGGUGAAAAUACAACACAAAGGUUCCUGGAAGCAGGAGAUUGUGAGGAAAUCCCGGCAACUCAAUUACCAGAAGAGGUGGAGAGCAGAGAUCAGGAGAGCCUUGAAAACAGUGGCUGCAGGACUGGAGCUGACUAUUUACUGCUGAAGGAGUCCAUGGAAGAGAAACAAGAAAGCAAAGACGAGACUGAGACGAGCUUUGGUUUGUUUGUGGAGGAGCACGAAGGAACACCGGACCUUGAACUAGAGGCAGAGAGAAAGCUUGUUGAAGGAGUAAUUCAAGAAUCGGGACUUGACAAAGAAGAAGGAAAAUUACUGACAAGUUCAAUGAAGACAGAGGUGACUGGAACACAUGUUGGUUUAGUGGACGAGACUGAAAGGAGAUCAGAAGGGCUGCAUGAUGGUGGCAGAGGAUCUACAGGAGGUGAAACAAGAGAAGCGGUUGCAGCAGCAGAAGUGGUUGGAUUGGUCAUUCAGGAGUCAGUAGCAGCCAUAAAGUUGGAUCAAAGCAUCAGCAGGCCGUUAAGUUUACAAGAAGACACGAGUGAGUAUGGGUUUGUGAGACCCUUAGCUGAAACUGAGCCUAUAUCAGUUGAUGAUAGCUCUGUUGAAAUGCAAGAUAAAGCCAUUGAAAGAGAAGGAAGGGGUUGUGAAGAUGAAGAGGAGGAAGCAGAAAAUGGAAUCCAGACCUUAAAUGAAAUGGAUCUACAGAUAACUAAAGAAACUGCAGGUGAGCUAAUCACAGAAAUAGGAGACAAAGAGAUUCCUCUGAAUGCAGUAUUGGAAAUAUCUCAACACUCUGAGACUCAGGAGAUAAACAAUCAGUCGCCACACAGAGCACUUGAGAUAAGUGAGACACAAAUAAUAGUAGCUGAAACAGCUGACGAGCCCAGACCAGAGGAUUUGCCAGUGACGUCAUCAGAGGGAAAAGGUGGUUCAGUCAGUGGACAUCAAGACGUAAUUGAUGAAGAAAUCCUUGACUUGUGGAUUGAGGCGGUGAUGUCAGAGGACACUGAUGAGAUUAAACAAGAAGAGCCCAAGCCAGGGCAGCUAUUGGACACCAAAACAGACACUUUAAAUGAGGGUGAAAUAUCAACAGAGAAUGAGAAAGUGUCACUAGCAGAGGCCAUUAGUAGGGAAUCUGAGGCAGUAAGUGACACAGAAAUGUCUUCAUCAACUGUGGAGUCUGGAUUUUUGGACCAGUUUCUCAGCGAAUCGUGUAUUCAGAGUAGUGAGACUCAGCUGCUGAAAUCAACGAGCACUGACUCACUCCAGGGGAUCCAUGAGCUGGUGGCUAGCGUGUCCACAGACAUCUUUGGUGUUAUCGCACAGCCUCAAACUCAGGACUUACUGACAGAGGAAUCAGCCGAGACAGAGAAAGAAUCGGUCGCUGAUAUAGAAGCUCAAUCACAUCUGAACCAGGAAUCUCAAGAAAAAGCAGAAGAAAGAGCUGAAACAUUAGAGACUGAAAGUGGAUCAGAGAAAGCGUAUGAGGAUGUUGAAGAAGCAGAUGUAACAACAAUGACAACACAGAGCUCUCCUUCGCAUGACAAGAAGGUAGAAGCUGAGGAGGAGCAUCUUGAGGUAACCGCGUCUGAUUCUUCAGAUGAACUCAAACCCGCUGAGUCUGAAGAAUCUGAAAGUGACUCACAAAGUGAACCUGAGAAGGACACACUGAACUUGUCCUCACUGAAUAGACCACAGCCUGCACAUUCUUUCUUAUUCCCUGUGCUAAACGAGGCCCAGGUAGCCGAAGAGCCAACAAUCAAAUAUGAGAAUAAGGUGGAUGGCCCUGUGCUGGACUUUGCUGUGCAAAGGUCACGAAUUGCUGUUAAGAACCCUCGUGUAAGGCCACCUAAAAAUCCCCGCUCCCUGCUCCAUAUGCCCUCGGAGGAACCCACACCCACACCUACACCAUCUUCACGUUUGCCGGUCAAACUCCCUGGAGGUGUGCCUUUAGGAGGCAUAGGUAUUGGAAUAAAACUCCCUGGGCUCGGUGCUGGAUUUCCUGUUUUAAAAAAGACACAGCGGGCAGUGAGAGAUGAAAAUACCCAGGAAACAGUGUCACAGGCACAGGGAGUCUGA
Molecule: messenger RNA, 2970 nt
Organism: Neolamprologus brichardi
Lineage: Eukaryota; Metazoa; Chordata; Actinopteri; Cichliformes; Cichlidae
Source: RefSeq, a predicted model, not a curated record